Messenger RNA from Argentina anserina (silverweed cinquefoil), 1949 nucleotides. Its product is annotated as calnexin homolog. Gene Ontology annotation, cellular component: endoplasmic reticulum; endoplasmic reticulum membrane. The record is from RefSeq and is a predicted model, not a curated record. The transcript has 6 exons. NCBI's taxonomy places the organism in Eukaryota, Viridiplantae, Streptophyta, Magnoliopsida, Rosales, Rosaceae. Gene Ontology annotation, molecular function: calcium ion binding. The coding region runs from base 45 to 1676 and encodes 543 amino acids. Gene Ontology annotation, biological process: protein folding.
AGAGAGAGAGAGAGAGAGAGAGUCUCUUCAGAAAUUCGAAAGAGAUGGCUGGGUUUCGCUCCGGCGUCGUUUCGGUGCUGUUCGUCCUCCUCGCCUGCUUCGCCGUCCAGCACCUUUCUGCUUCCGACGAUACGGUCUUCUACGAUUCGUUCGACGAAUCAUUUGAGGGGCGUUGGACCGUGUCCGGCAAGGACGACUAUCAAGGUGUGUGGAAGCACUCCAAGAGUGAGGGCCAUGAGGACUUUGGGCUUCUUGUGAGCGAGAAGGCCAAGAAGUAUGCUAUAGUUAAGGAGGUUGAUGAGCCUGUGAGUCUCAAGGAUGGGACAGUUGUCCUCCAAUUUGAGACUCGUCUCCAGAAUGGGCUUGAAUGUGGUGGUGCCUAUCUGAAGUACCUUCGACCCCAGGAGGCUGGAUGGGAACCUAAGAUAUUCGACAAUGAGUCUCCUUAUUCUAUAAUGUUCGGACCUGACAAAUGUGGGCUUACAAACAAGGUUCACUUCAUUUUCAAGCAUAAGAAUCCCAAGAGUGGAGAGUAUGUUGAACACCAUCUUACCACCCCACCCUCCGUUCCAGCUGACAAGCUUACUCACGUAUACACUGCCAUUAUCAAACCUGAUAAUGAGUUGGUAAUCCUGGUUGAUGGAGAGGAGAAGAAGAAGGCCAACUUCUUAUCAACUGAUGAUUUUAUGCCUCCACUCAUCCCUACCAAGACAAUUCCUGAUCCUGAAGAUAAGAAGCCUGAGGAUUGGGAUGAGAGAGCCAAGAUUCCGGAUCCUAAUGCAGUUAAACCUGAUGAUUGGGAUGAGGAUGCACCCAUGGAAAUUGUGGAUGAGGAAGCAGAGAAACCUGAAGGAUGGUUGGAUGAUGAGCCUGAGGAGGUAGAUGACCCUGAAGCCACCAAGCCAGAAGAUUGGGAUGACGAGGAGGAUGGCGAGUGGGAGGCCCCGAAGAUUGACAAUCCCAAGUGUGUGACUGCCCCUGGUUGUGGCGAAUGGAAGAGGCCAAUGAAGAGGAAUCCAGCUUACAAGGGAAAAUGGCAUGCACCACUCAUCGAUAACCCCAGUUACAAAGGUAUCUGGAAGCCUCAGGAGAUUCCGAACCCUAGUUACUUUGAGCUCAAGAAACCCGACUUUGAGUCCAUUGCUGCCGUUGGCAUUGAGAUCUGGACUAUGCAAGAUGGUAUAUUGUUUGACAACAUUUUGAUAGCGAAAGAUGAGAAAGUUGCCCAUUCAUACCGAGAGUCCCAGUGGAAACCAAAAUAUGAUGUUGAGAAGGAGAAAGAGAAGGCUGAGGAAGAUGUUCCUAGCUCAGAAGGUCUAUUAGCCACUGUUCAGAAGAAGAUAUUUGACAUUCUAUACAAGGUUGCAGAUGUUCCCUUCUUAGCUUCCCACAAGUCUAAGAUAGUUGAACUCAUUGAGAAGGCAGAGGAACAACCCAAUAUCACACUUGGUGUCAUCGGCUCCAUUGCUGUGAUCAUCGUAACAGUACUUUUCAUGUUCCUUUUUGGUGGCAAGAAACCAGCUAAGGUUGAGAAGAAACCCGCUGUAGCCUCCGAGGCUUCUGGAAGUGGUGUGGAGAAGAAAGCCGAGAGCGAGAAGGAUGGUUCUUCAGAUGAGAAUGAGAAGGAAACUGGUGCUGCUCCUCGUAGGAGGACAGGAGCCAGACGUGAAAACUAAGUGAGAAGAGAGGAAAAGCUAGCUACGACUGUUUACGGUGUCGCUCUUCACUUUGAUGACUAUCGUGAAAUUUUGAGCUUAGCUGUUUUUGUAGGUCAUUCUUGGCUGUUUGGGUGUGUUUUCUUAGGCCUUCUGUGUUGAGACAGUAAUAUGCAUCAGAAGUGUAAAUGACAUUUCUUAUUAAGCUGUUAUAGUUCCGUUCAAGUAGACAUUUACUUAGACAGUUUGAUUCUUUAUGUACCGUUUAAUUGUGAUACAUAAAUUGUUCUACUA